AUGGAGACUGGCGGGGGGAGCCAGGUGUCCAAUGGCUGUGUGAGUAAGAUCCUGGGCCGGUAUUAUGAAACAGGCUCGAUCCGUCCCCGGGCCAUAGGAGGGAGUAAACCGAGAGUGGCCACUCCAGAGGUGGUGGCUAAAAUCGCUCAGUACAAGAGAGAGUGCCCGUCUAUUUUCGCUUGGGAGAUCAGAGACCGGCUACUUGCAGAGGGAGUGUGCACCAAUGACAACAUACCCAGCACUGAUGGAGUCCCUAUUGCCCCCCGGAUCACCGGGCCAAAAACAACAUGGCUCCCCAGAGAAAAGGAGCGGGAAAAAAAGGCCAGAUAA
This is a messenger RNA of Menidia menidia (Atlantic silverside), 330 nucleotides long. The record is from the annotation of a GenBank genome assembly. Lineage: Eukaryota; Metazoa; Chordata; Actinopteri; Atheriniformes; Atherinopsidae.